This is a messenger RNA of Phycodurus eques (leafy seadragon), 2996 nucleotides long. RefSeq lists its product as uncharacterized. NCBI's taxonomy places the organism in Eukaryota, Metazoa, Chordata, Actinopteri, Syngnathiformes, Syngnathidae. The transcript has 3 exons. The coding region runs from base 1 to 2409 and encodes 802 amino acids. The record is from RefSeq and is a predicted model, not a curated record.
AUGGAAACAAAUACAUCGAUGCGAAGAUGCCAGUCGCUAGCCUCUCAAGAUGAUGAUGGUCUGUGGAAGAUGGAUUCCAAGCUUGUGGGAGAAAAUACAGAAACGGCAAACUGCCCCUCAUCAAGUAUUCCUGGUGAGGUGCCCAUAAGUGAAGGCAAAGCCUCUCCCCCUACUGUGAUUCAGAACAAAGUGUUAGCCAGUGAAGGUAGCGAUCAUAUGUUUAGACCACUUCGACUUCCAAUAUUGCCAGGAGAGAGCAAGAAAGACGCAACCACAUGUAAUUUCAGUGUGACCGUUGUUUUUGGGGCAGGUGACGACACAGAGGCUAAAGCUAAUCCCACCAGCUUACGCUGGCAUCAUAGUGAAAGGCAGUCAAUGGCAGCACAGAGAGAGAUUGUGGAACUGUCAGCAGAUACAACACAGAUUUCUGGGGACUUUAAAAUCCUUAUUCCAAAUGCUGAAGACCACAUACCCAAGGCUCCAUUAGAAGGAACAAAAGAGCAAGACCAGUCCAUGGUGCAAGUGGAAACCUGGGGGGAAGCUGAUGAUGACACAUUUCCAAACACUGAGGACAAGUUUGAAAAUGAGGCCCAUUUGGACAAGGUAGGAGACGAAAUACAACAAGGACAUUUAGCUAAGCCUUUGAGGGCCUCAAAAAGCAAUGGAAUGACACUCAUGCAACACUGCAAUGUACCAACAGAAUUUUUCAAAAACAAAGAAAACAUGACUACUCAAGCAUUCAGUAAGCCAAAGGCAGAGAGGCAAACAGAAACCAAAGAAAAUGUAGAGCUUUUUCAUACCGACUCAACAGAUUCCUUGAUAGAGAGCGACAAAGGCACUCGUGAGGUACAAGUACACACAGAGGCUUUUGGAAAAGUGCAUUUAACUUCAUCCAAUGAGAAACAGAAUAAGGGGAGAAGGGCAAACCACAGAGAUGAAUUUUGGAGAAUAGCUUCAGAUAUUCUUCAAGGCGAGCAACUACUUCAGCGUCUGCAACUGGUGCAACAACGCCAGGAGGCAGAUAUGUGCACCUGCCGGGAGGUUAACCAUGAGAGGGAACAUGAGGAGAAGUGUAUGACUAAAGUAGAUUUGGCAGCAAGUGGAGGGGACCUGUCUGGUGAAGAUGAGAAAAAAGAGAUCAGAUUUCACAAAAUGAAUUGUGACUGUACAAAGACAAGCCUGUUGGAGAGAGAAAAGACUGAAGAGACUGGGAGUAGAGAAGCCCAAGAAAAGAUGCCUGCACAGCCUGAGCACCAUGAUAUUGCCACAAAAGAAGCAGAGUAUUCUGAUGAUAGUGUCAGUUGGGUGUGUGCAGAUUGGAUUCCAAUCAAUUCCAUUGAAACCAUUUCUACACCAACGUCCCUUCGAUCCUCCUGUCACCGCUUCUCUGUCACAGAGACCUCAAUCCAUGAGGAUGUCCAAGGGAAACAGAACCUGCAGAGGGCUGGGGGGAUUCUAAACCUGGCAGAUGAUCCAGAUGUACUGGAGAUCCCCUUUAAUACCAACAUCGUGUUUGAACUACUUCCCACAAAAAUAGGUCCAGGCCAGUACCGUGAAUGGCAGUUCUCCGAACAGAUGAUGCCGGAGGAUGGGGUAAUUCGGGAGAGUGGGAGAAGACUUGAAACAAGUGCACAGGGGGAAACCCCAAAGGAGCAAAGUGAAGGGGAGGCCCAUCAAUUAAAGAAGACAAAAUUGCUGUUUGAAGAUUUCCGGCAAGAGAACACACAGGGUCCAACCAGACUAAGGAAACCCCUCUCUACAUCGAUGACAGAUCAAGUUUAUCCCACAGUGCUGGAACGCACACGUAGCCUGGAUAUGUUUUUAACUUCAGAGAAGGUGAAAAGUUCUGAAAACCUACAAUCAAAGAUUCCAAGUGGGGGAUCUCGAGAUAGGGCACGAUUAUCUCCCUACCCAAAGCAAGAGAAAAAUGUCUGUCUUUACAGAAGUUCAGACUCCAUAAGCUCGGAUGUCUCCACACAAGUGGAAGAAAGUGGCAACUCAAUAGGGAUGGACAAAGUAAAGCAGGAAGCUACUAUGCUCGAACAAAAUCCGUUCUUCAAGUUGCGUCCAGCAUUGGCUCUGAAGCCAGAGGUUGAGAAGGAAAUCCGGGACGCAAAAGCAAGAGAAGACGAGCUUCGCAGGCAAAGACGCAGUCUGUAUGGAGAGAAGCGACAAAGUACAGAGGAGGGUGACAAGCUGCCACGCACAUCGACUGUCAUACCAGGUAUAAAGCAACAGUCUCGAGGUAAACUGGAACGACUCUGGCCACCUCCCUGCAAGAAAGAGCAGCUUCAAUCUGAAAAGACUCAGGGGCCGAGCGUGCACAGAGCAGGAAGUCAGCGGUCUCAUCUGUGGCAACGCUGGGAGUUUGGUCGGAUCAAUGGGCAGCCGUCAGCAGAAAAGGACUGAAGCUUGCCAACUCCUACACUCCAAACAGAUCAAAUACCGUUACUAAAAUCAAAGGUGAAAUAAUUGUUAUCAGUAGUUAGUUCCUAAUUAAAUAUUGCUGCUCUAAACCUGCGUCAUACAUUUUGUUUUACUUAACUAUACUAACAGGACUAUUGCUAUAUUAGUCAUUCAAACUGCUUCUAAGUGCUAGAGGACUCUGCAUCUUUGUACAAUUGUCAAAAAAAAAAUUUAAAAAAAAAAAAAAUGUACCGGCAUUACCAGAUAACUAGCAAACCUUUAUUGCUCAGUGACUGUUUUUUUGUCAAUGUCUUUCUGUCUCCAAGGUGUUCUCUGUCAAUUGACUGUCUGUUGUCGUACUAGAGCGACUCCAACCACCGGAGACAAAUUCCUUGUGUGUUUUUUGGACAUACUUGGCAAAUAAAGAUGAUUCUGAUUCUGAUUCUGAAAUCCACAAUAUUCUAUAGUCAUAUUGUUUUCAUUUUUUUGGUCACAGUUUACUAGUUUAACAUUGCAUUACAUGAAUUAAUUCAAUAAAAUGAAACUAAUUUUGUGAUGAUUUAUGAGUGGUCAAACCCCAAAGCAGACUC